Cuscuta campestris is the source of this 1711-nucleotide messenger RNA. The record is from the annotation of a GenBank genome assembly. Lineage: Eukaryota; Viridiplantae; Streptophyta; Magnoliopsida; Solanales; Convolvulaceae.
CCGCAAAAACCCAAAACCCCUUUACCCGGCGUCGUGCCCGCCUGGCCUCUAUAUCUCCGAUAUUUCCGAUUGCUUACAGUCCGUGUAUCAAAGAAAGGAAGGAGAUGAUGAGCGUGCCGGGAAAUAUUCUUCAAGGAUCACCGCUAAACAUCGACGGCGAUAAUGAACAAACCGAGCACAUCCAGAAGUGCAUCUCAGAAGCGGAAAUACAUACAGUCUUUCACGCCGACGACGCCAUCCGGCAUGCCUUUGCGGACAAUUUUGAGAAUCCAGUCGGAGCAGAAGAAGGAAUGGACAAGUCAUACCGGAAGGGAAAGGCCGCAGUUGUUUCUGAUAUCGCGAAGUUGAUGCGAUACGAUGAGAGGGGAGUUUACUCGAGGAAGGAGCUGGAAGCGAUGAGGUUUUUGAAUAUAGAAGGGCAGAUGAAGAAGUGGAUCGAGGUUUACAGUGGCCUAGGGAUUGAUGUGCAGAAGGAGUACGAUGGCCUCCUUCGUUCCGCCACUCAGAAGAAGAAUUUAGUAAACUUUAAUCCGCGGCAACAGCUCGGCAAGGCUAGGAGCCAUGUCUCAUCUGGUGGCAGGGAAAAUGCUCAGAAAGAAAGCACAAACCUGUUCGAUCCCGUAACGGGGUGUCCCAUGGGAAAUGAAAACGAGGACUCAUUUGUAGAGGGAGAAGACAAUGACUACGAUGACAGUGAUGAUGAUUACAGUAGCAUCCAAAGGCCUGCAUUUUUUGUUGCUGGAGAGCCGGAUUUUGAUUCUGGUCCUCCUGAAGAUGGGUUUGAAUACAUCAGGCGAGUAAGGUGGGAAGCAGAACAUAUGCCAAAAGUGAAAGUUUCAAAGUUUGAAAGAAGCAAGCUAAACAAAGAACAGAGUGUUUAUAUGCCCAAUAUUCCUGAUAUUGCAAGUUGCCUAGAGCACUUACUACCCCUUAAGGAGUGGGAGGAUGAGUUCCUUGCUGAUUUCUCACAGUUGAGACUGGCUUUAUCAAAGUUAGAAGGUUCUGGUGUUAACAUUCCUAGUUCCCUACCCAUAGUUUCCACUCAUCAUGAUCAAGUAACCGAAGACAUCAUUGAAAAUUUUUAUAGCAUAACAUCUGGGGAUGACCAAGGAGGGCAAAGCGAUGUUGGCGAGGAUAAUGUCCUGAAAAAUUCAUGGCCAACACUUUCAGUUAUUUCUGGGAUGGAACCGGUGACUCGAGUUUCAGUUCUCAGGAAGAAGAUAACAGCCUUUGAAAGUGCAACCACAGUCUCAAGGGACGAUUGCCUGUGGCUAUUUGGGUUGUGUGCAGCCGUUGACACUCCACUUCAUGCUGAAACCUCGGCUGCCCUCAGAUCUUUGCUCCGGAAAUGUGCGUCCUUGAGAGCUGAAAAAACAAUGGUGGACGAAGAUGUCAUCAUGCUGAACAUUUUGGCAACAAUAUCCGGUAGAUACUUUGGGCAGGCGGAGAAGUGAGUCGACACUUGCCACACCUUCUCACUCUCUUAACCAUGUCAUGUUUUUUGCCAAGUGUGGUCUUCCUCAAGCUCACAUUGGAUGUGCAACUUGUCAAGUAAGUCUAAUGUUGGCGAGUAGGCCUUCUUCUCAAUUGCCAUUUUUGUUGUUUUCAGAUCACAAUAUUACAUAGCAAAAUGGGCUUUGUUUGGUAAAAAAUACCGAGUAUAUAAACUAAUCCAUCAUAAUUUUGAAUUUGACCGACUUUUAGAACUCGG